UUCAGUCUACCAAAUUGAGUUUGCUGUAAGGUUUUGCCCGUUUGUGACCAAAUUUUAAUCUUUAUCUAUUGGUAGCUUAAUCUAUUAGACUUAGUUAUUUUAAACGUUUUCCUCGAUGGAGGGUUUCGAGUAUGUGGUCAAUCCGCCUGUGUGGCCGACGGUCGGUUUCCUAAGGAAAAUCCACAGGGACUCGAGCGGAGAGUUCUGUCGAGCCAGCUACACCACGAAGAUUCCUCCAGUUGCUCCCAAUGCCUAUGACGUUGAUAGACCAAUGGGAUUUAAGUAUCCAUCGAAAGCUGGAUUUUCAGCCUUGGCCAACAAGAUGCCACGCCUACCGCCUUACCGAGAACUGGGGUAUCCGCCCAUUGGAUCCUACGCCACAGACUUUCCAGGAACUCAGUACUUCUUCACGUUCAACAAGCAGAUUGUCCGUGAGCAAAAAUGGGUGACACCUGGGCCCUCCACCUACACGCACCAUCUCAAAUAUCCGGAAUGGGAUGUGGAGACGGCUUUUGGCUGCAAGCGGAUCAUCUGGCCAGCGGUGGCGGUGUUCUGCAGUCCCCAAAACAAAGUCAAGUGUUCGGUGUGCGGCGAGAAGCCGGUGGGCGACUACUUCCACAACUUCAGCAGCGAUGCGGACAUGUGCCGGGUGUGCAUGCACGUUGAGACGGCUGCGAUCAAGAAGUGCAACCUGCAGGUCACGGAGCGGUACAGCAGGCAGCAAAAGAUCAAGCAGUUCGUGCCCGCCCGCUACUGUGGAUUUUUCCACAACCACGACGGCACUACGGCCACCAUUGAGCGGGAAUCGCGCAAGGUGCUGCGCCAAAAGAUUCGCGUGGAAAAUUACCUCUAUCGCCUGAACGCGAAGAUAGAGUAGUCCCUAAAAAAAUUCUGUGAAUAUAUUAUUUUUUGAUGGCCACGGCAAUCGAUUUUAAUCGUAUAUCCUAUCCGGAUUAACGGAACUUCCCGUAUAAUAUCUUCAUAAUGUUACAGUAAUCAGUCUUUUAUUUUAAAAAUAAAGUUUCCUUUAGUCCUUAAAAA
Molecule: messenger RNA, 1041 nt
Organism: Drosophila rhopaloa
Lineage: Eukaryota; Metazoa; Arthropoda; Insecta; Diptera; Drosophilidae
Exons: 4
Coding region: 116-877 (253 amino acids)
Source: RefSeq, a predicted model, not a curated record